Messenger RNA from Phytomonas sp. EM1, 1312 nucleotides. The record is from the annotation of a GenBank genome assembly. NCBI's taxonomy places the organism in Eukaryota, Euglenozoa, Kinetoplastea, Trypanosomatida, Trypanosomatidae.
GUACUACAUACAUACACACACACAUAUAUAUAUCUAUAUAUGCGUAUAGAUGGCGAAGUCAAGCGGGCAUAAGGGCUAUGGCCAAAGAGUUGUCGGUGGUCCCCAGGGCCCGAAAGCACUCUUAGACGCAGUUCGCGAAGCAGUUGUCAGUGGGUCUAUCGAUACUAUUAAACCCUUGACAAAUAGCUUUUUGUCUAUCCCGGAAAAUGUAUCGAAAUGUGUCGAUGAGAGUGGCAACUCUAUAGCUCAUCUAGCCAUUGGUAAGGAUCCUACGAUGCUUAAGUACGUUCUUGAGACUCUCAAAGCGAAUGUCAAUGCAGUCAAUUUACAGGGUCGCACCCCUCUCCACGAAACUGUCACUCAUAACUACGUUGAAUGUUGUAAGAUACUAUUAGAUCAUGGCGCAGAUGAUUCACUUCAAUCUAGCACGUUAUCGACCCCAUUUCACACUGCUGCGUCGUGCGGAAGUGUCGAGUGCAUGGAAAUCCUCUUACAACACAGUGAGAAUCCUGUUGCAAAAGUUAAUGAAUUGGACAAAAACAAGAGCUCCGCACUACAUAAGUGUGCCUUCGGUGGUGAUGUACAGGUAUCUCGCUGGUUAGUCGAGCACGGCGCGAAGGUGGAUGAGGUCGAUUGCAUGGGCCUCACGCCUCUACUUGUGGCAGUCAAGAUGGGCCAAAAGGAGGUGGCCGAGUACCUGCUUUCUCAGAAGGCUAAUUGCAAUAAGCAGGACAUCAAGGGCAACUCCUGCAUCCACUUUUGCGUUGUUCGAUGCGACCUUGCUAUCUUGAACAUGCUCUUGCGCGUUGGUGCCAACCCGAAUGUCAUUAAUGCAGACGGAUGCAACCCUCUCCACAUUGCGACGAUUCAUCAACGCCCGGAUUCUCAAGAGUGGGAAGAGCUCGUGGCGACCCUACUUUUGGCUGGAUGCAACCCCCAGCACGAGAACGUGUCUUGUAAGAAGCCAUCUGACUAUCUGGGGCGUGGGCUUAAGAAGCUGUUUGUCAAGGAAGAGGUGCAGCGUCGUCGUGAAUUGGAGCUAAAGGCGCAGAAGGAAUUAGAGCAGAAUAUAGAGAAGUCUAUUGCUAUGCGGGCAAUGUUGUCUGCCAAAAUGCACGAAAGUAUAGCGAAGCGUGAGGAACUGGAGCGGAUGGAAGAUGAACGUAUGACUAAAGAGGCUGAUGAUUUGCAGGCAGCGGAGACGGAUAUAAGAGCGAUCAUGGAGGAGCUAACUGAGAAGCUUCGUUAUCAGGAGGCCGAAAUUAUUAAGAAGAAGGCCCUUCUUGAAAAGGCCUCCACAAAGGCAAAGUGA